AUGCAAUUUAUCUUUUCAAAAAUACAAUUACAUUCUGGACACGUGAAGUGGAAUGAGUCAUUGUACUCUGUGUCGGUGACACGUUACCCACUCUAUAAACAGCCAACUGAAAGCAAAGACAAACAUUUCACGUGUGAGAAAGAGUGUCCAGCAAAGAAGGCGUAUGAAGACUUUCUGAGAAUUGUGCCAAAAGUGCAAGUUGGCGAAGAAGCGCCAGAGAUCAAAGCGCAGUGCCUUUGUCCGUGUGGUGCAAUCAAGGACUUUGACAUGUCUGAGUACAAGGGCAAGUUCAUUGUGUUGUUGUUCUACCCACUCGACUGGACUUUUGUCUGCCCAACAGAGAUGAUGGGAUACUCCAAACUUGCAGAGGAGAUGAAUGAUGUCCAGUUUGUUGGCAUCUCAGUCGACUCCGUCUUCUGCCACAAGGCGUGGACCGAGGCACCAAAGGAGCACGGCGGUGUUGGAAAGCUUUCGUUCCCACUUGUUUCUGAUAUCAAGAAGUGCAUCAGCAUGAGAUACAACAUGUACAAUGUGGCUGACGGCAUUGCACGACGUGGGUAUGUCAUUGUCGACACAAAGGGGAUUGUCAGAUACAUGCAAGUCAACGACAACGGAAUUGGAAGAAACACAGACGAGACAAAGAGAAUCAUCGAAGCAAUCAAGUUCUCGGACGAACAUGGCGAUGUCUGCCCACUCAACUGGAAACCAGGAAAAGACACAAUGAAACCAACACCAGAAGGCGUUGCUGCUUAUCUCACAAAACACUAA
Molecule: messenger RNA, 768 nt
Organism: Entamoeba invadens IP1
Lineage: Eukaryota; Evosea; Mastigamoebida; Endamoebidae
Exons: 1
Coding region: 1-768 (255 amino acids)
Biological process (GO): cell redox homeostasis; response to oxidative stress; cellular response to stress
Cellular component (GO): cytosol
Molecular function (GO): thioredoxin peroxidase activity
Source: RefSeq, a predicted model, not a curated record